CAACGUGAGCCCGGACAGACUGGGCUUUGCUCCGGUUGGCAGCAGGCCGUGGUGCAGAUGGAGAUGGCUGCAAUCAAGCAGCGGAGCCCCGGCGGCGGCGGAGGGUUUGCCGGCUGUCAGCGGACGGUGACUCCUUGGUGGCGGCUCGCAGUGCUCCUGUUCUCCGUGUCCUCGCUGCCGACGGCCGCAGCGCUGUUAGAGGGCCUUUACUGCGGCACGGAGGUCUGUUACGAUGUGCUCGGUGUCACCCGGGAGGCCCCCAAAGCUGAGAUCGCUCGGGCUUACCGGCAGCUGGCCCGCCGGUACCACCCUGACCGGUUCCGGCCGGGAGAGCCCGGCACUGAGGGGGACACCAAGGAGAGCGCCCAGAAGAAGUUCCUUCUCAUCGUGACUGCGUAUGAGACGUUAAAGGAUGAGGACACCAGGCGGGACUACGACUACAUGCUGGACCAUCCUGAGGAGUACUACCAGCACUACUACGCCUACUACCGCAGACAGCUCACCCCCAAAGUGGACGUGAGGGUGGUUAUCCUGGUCACCAUCUGUGCCAUCUCCAUCUUCCAGUACUACAGCUGGCACAGCAGCUACAACGAGGCCAUUAACUACCUGGUGACGGUCCCCAAAUACCGCAUCCAGGCCACCGAGAUCGCCAAACAGCAGGGCCUCCUCAACCGCACCAAGGAGAAGGGCAAGAACCGCCGCUCCAAAGAGGAGAUCCGGGAGCAGGAGGAGGAGGUGAUCCGAGACAUCAUCAAAACCAAAAUCGACAUCAAAGGAGGCUACCAGAAGCCCAACCUGUCGGACAUCCUGCUGUGUCAGAUCGUGCUCUUCCCUUACUACCUGACCAAUUACAUCCACUGGUACGUCACCUGGAUCUACCGCUUCACCAUCUGCAGGGAGGAGUACGGAACCGAGGAGAAGCUUUACGUGAUCAGGAGAUACAUGAAGAUGUCUCAGUCUCAGUUUGACAGUCUGGAUGAACACAGCAAACAGUCCUUCCUGGAGAAACAGCUCUGGAUCAAAGAAAACUACGAGGUGUACAAAAAAGAGCAGGAGGAGGAAAUGAAAAUUAAGAUGGCGACCGACCCAAGGAUGAAGAGGUACCGGCGCUGGAUGAAGAACGAGGGACCGGGCCGGCUGACCUUCAUCGACGACUGACGACCACACACUCCAUCUGCAUCAUUUACAUCUGCCUCAGUGCCAACAUCCACGGACAACACACGCCGUGCUGUGUGAAGAAAUACCUGUACAGAAAGAUUAACUAUGCCUGUUUAUAUAGUGAGAGAUAUUUUCAUAGCAAAUCAGGCCUCAUACAAGGGGAUGACUGAGUGAAAUAAACUGUGAGCUGGAGCUUCAGAUUUUUGAGUAAAUUUUUUACAUCAUGCAUUUUUUUCCCAAACCAAUCAAUUUCUUUUUUCUUUUUUUUUAUGGAAGUUAAAUGAUUGUCUUCUUUAAAAACAAUCUUUAAAUUUCUUCAGCCAUUUUUUUAAUAGUCUCAUGCUGGUGAAAUUGGAUGGAUGAAUGAGUUUUGAUGCCUCAAUGAGACUUGAUGAAAUUGUAUUCAUGAUCCAGGUGCAAGAUGAUGAACAGACCGUCCAUGAACCAGAAGGUUUGAGCAACACCCGCCUGAGUUAAACUGUCCUUGGGUAAGGCGUUGGACUGAAGCCUUCUUACUCUAAAUGUCUGAAAUGUAAAAUGAGUGAAAAGUAUUUGCUUUUAUAACGAAUAAAGGGCCAGAGUGUAUUUUUUUAAGAGCGGUAAAAAGACGAGGUAUAUCAAUUUGAACUCUGUACGUCCAGUACAGAGAUAGGUUUAGGACAUAUUUAACCUAGCUUCGCACAAAGACAAAAAAAAAAGAAAAGAGAAAAGGGGGGAACUCUUAUCCGAGCUCCAUCAAAAGUUUUUGGGUUUUUUUGGUUUAUUUUCGGGGUUUUUAAUCCACCUUCCAACAACACAACUGUGGUCUGGUUUAUAUGUUGUAUCUCAUUUAUUUAACGGGUAAAAGAAA
Scomber scombrus (Atlantic mackerel) is the source of this 2008-nucleotide messenger RNA. It is a transcript of the gene dnajc25, whose product is annotated as DnaJ (Hsp40) homolog, subfamily C, member 25. Bases 58 to 1158 code for a protein of 366 amino acids. NCBI's taxonomy places the organism in Eukaryota, Metazoa, Chordata, Actinopteri, Scombriformes, Scombridae. The record is from RefSeq and is a predicted model, not a curated record. The transcript is spliced from 5 exons. Gene Ontology annotation, biological process: protein folding. Gene Ontology annotation, cellular component: endoplasmic reticulum membrane.